Messenger RNA from Acanthosepion pharaonis, 486 nucleotides. Lineage: Eukaryota; Metazoa; Mollusca; Cephalopoda; Sepiida; Sepiidae. The record is from the annotation of a GenBank genome assembly.
AUGUCACUAAGUUCCUCAGAGUUGAAGGCUUCAAUCAUAGAAUAUGACUCCAACGCGAGUGUACAGAAAUCUAUGGAUAGACUGCAGACUGCGUGGCAGUGUUGUGGCUUUGAUUCUUACCAAGAUUACGAAUUCAACAAUCUAUUCAAAUGCAGUGCUAAAGGAGAGAGAGCUUGUGGUGUACCCCCAUCUUGCUGUAUUACAAUUGAGGGUCAUUUCCCCAAACUGUCCUGCGGCUAUAAUGUUCGACGUAACCUGACUAUGGAUCCCCAGGCAAGCUCAUAUGUCUAUACUGAGGGGUGUACACCCCACCUGCGGUCCUUACUCGUGCUACGACUGGACAUUGUUGGUAUGGUAGGACUAGGAAGUUCCAUACCCCAGAUUAUCGGAUUUUUGCUGGGUUACUAUUUCAUACGACGCGUCGAGGAAUACCAUGUUUGGUAUCGAGUUGGCGCCAUUGGUUCUUCGAUGUCGACCAGUUCUUGA